CUCGCUCGGCAGCCGCCGCCGGCGCCCGAGAACAACAUUAGCGCCAGAUUAGCUGCCACUUCUUCUUCUUCUCCUCCCCCAUAAGCCCUCGCGUUGUAUCCCAUCCGAGUUGCCUUUUUGGGUGGUUUUACUCUAUAGAGAGAGCUAUUGCAAAAAGGGGUUGGGUGGGUGUACAGAGAGAGAAAGGAACAGAGAACCGGUGGAAUAGAUCCAGCUCCUUGUCAUAGUUCGAACCUCUCUCUUAUUAUGCAGGUCACUCACACACGCAGAUCGGGGUUGUGGGUUUGUUUGGCUUUUAUGCAACGAUUGGGGGUUUUUUAGCCCAUCUUUUUCCUUAGCGAAGGGGGGGGGGUCGGCCAGCGUGGUUUGACGUCUCGCCCAGGUUUUGUCCCCUUGGCUUAGCCAAGGGAGUCUCUCCUCUGGAGAUUUUGAAACAGAGGCUGGGUGGCCAUCUGUCGGGAGGGCUUUGAUGGUAUAUUCCUUAUCGGACUGGAGGGCCCUUGGGGUCUCUUCCAACUCUUUGAUGUGAUUGUGGUUUCAGCUUCUCAGCCACUGCAGGGAGAUUUCUUCUGAGGAGGCUGGUGAGCUGUUUCCGCGUUCUGAAAUCGAGGGCGAGGGGGGAGGAGGACCUUUUGCUGCAGGAGACGCUUGCUUUUUGGUAUUGACUGUUUACUCCAAUGGCCCGAACCAGCCCAAACCUGUUUCUUCACAGAGCCUGGGCUUGAGCUUUGCCCGCCGGAGGGAGGCUCCUCCUAAGCAAGGCUGGGAGGGACAGGAAAGGGAAGAGCUCGGAGGAGGAGGGGGAGAGGCGAGCCUUGCCAUGAGCAGCGCCUCGGUGAGAUUUUGGGGAGCUCCUCGGCGGCGACUCCUCGGCGCUGCUUGCAGCCUAAUCCGCCCUUCUUCGCCCGGCGCCAGGCGCAUCGUGGACAUGUCAUACUCGCGGCAGUUUCUGGAUUUCCAGGGCUCCAACAUCCCCGCCUCCAUGAAGAAGGUGGUGGUCACCAAGCUGAGCUCCGACUUCCGAGAAGCCGCCACCUUGCACCGCGACGCCCCGGUGCCUCUCCCUGGAGAUGGAGACCUCCUGAUCCGAAACAGAUUUGUGGGCAUUAAUGCAUCUGAUAUUAACUUCUCAGCCGGCCGAUAUAAGGCCACAGUUAAGCCCCCAUUUGAUGCAGGCUUUGAAGGAAUUGGCGAAGUAGUUGCCCUGGGUCUAAGUGCAAGCUCUAGAUACUCAGUGGGCCAACCAGUGGCCUACAUAAAAUAUGGUGCCUUUGCUGAAUAUACCGUAGUGCCUGCUAAAGAAGCCAUCCCAGUACCUUCUGUGAAACCUGAAUUUCUCACCCUCCUGGUAAGUGGAACUACAGCUUAUAUCAGUCUGAAGGAGCUUGGAAAACUGUCAGAAGGGAAGAAGGUUCUGGUGACAGCAGCGGCUGGAGGAACGGGUCAGAUUGCUGUGCAAGUUGCAAAGAAGGCAAAAUGCCAUGUAAUAGGAACUUGCUCCAGUGAUGAAAAAUCAGGCUAUUUGAAAUCCAUUGGCUGUGACCAUCCUAUCAAUUAUAAAACUGAAAAUGUUGCUGCUAUUCUUAAGAAGAACUACCCGGAUGGUGUGGACGUCGUGUAUGAAUCUGUUGGUGGGAAGAUGUUUGACUUGGCUGUCAAUGCCUUAGCUAUCAAAGGGUGUCUGAUAAUUAUUGGGUUUAUUUCUGGCUACCAAAGCCGUACUGGCCUUCCAUCUAGUCAGGUAGAAAACCUGCCAGCAAAACUGCUUCAUAAAUCUGCCAGCGUCCAUGGGUUCUUCUUAAAUCAUUACUUCUCUGAAUUCAAAAUGGCAAUGAAACACUUGCUCACAAUGUGUGAAAAUGGAGAGCUGGUUUGUGAGGUAGACUUAGGAGACAUGUCUCCAGAGGGCAGGUUCUCCGGUUUAGAGUCAGUCUUCCGUGCUAUAGAUUAUAUGUAUCAGGGAAAAAACAUUGGAAAAAUUGUAGUAGAAUUACCUCACUCGGUCAACAGUAAGCUGUGAAAACAGAACAAUGAUAUAAAUCAAAAGAGGGAAAAUGGGCUCGUUAUGCUUCUCGAAAAUUGAAACAGUUUAAUUUCUUUAAAGUUGGCAAAAGAUAGAAUAUUAAAAUAGCAUUUAUGUACUAAUAAAAUUGUUUCCUUUCCAAGCUAUUGUAUUUUUUAUAAAUGCAAUUUCUGAUUGAUACUCCUUUAAGCAGUAACACUGUAUUUGUGUCUGGAACUUUUGAAUGAAUUUAUGAUUAAGCUUAAACUGAAUCUGAAUGUAAUUCUAAUAAUAAAAACUGAUUUUAUACCUUUCCUCUAUAACUGAAUAAGUUAAGACAUACAAGGCCUCAGUCCUUUGCACACUUAUUUACUUGGAUGUAAAUCCCUUUUACCUCUGGAGGUUUACCUUUGUGUGCACCUGGAUGUAAUUCAUAGAAUCAUAGAAUCAUAGAAUAGUAGAGUUGGAAGAGACCACAUGGGCCAUCUAGUCCAACCCCCUGCUAAGAAGCAGGAAAUCGCAUUCAAAGCACCCCCGACAGAUGGCCAUCCAGCCUCUGCUUAAAAGCCUCCAAGGAAGGAGCCUCCACCACGGCCCCGGGGAGAGAGUUCCACUGUCGAACAGCUCUCACAGUGAGGAAGUUCUUCCUGAUGUUCAGGUGGAUUGCACAGUUACACACUUCUGUUUACACACUUACCUGAAAAUGUAUCUCAAGUGAUAUCUGUUACUUUUAUAAUUUGUGUUUGAAAUGAUGGACACAAUCCAUCAGGACAUUCUGCUAAGCAAUGAGGGAAAGAGGGCUCCAUCUAAGUAAAUUGGGUUUUCAAGAGCUUACACAGGACAGCAUUGUAGAGUGCAUCUGCGAUGAAGAAUUAAUGCAGCUUGCUACCACUUCAACAGCUAUGGUGUAGAAUUAUAGGAUUUGUAGUUUUGUGAGGCACCAGCACUCUCUGGCAGAGAAGGCCAAAGACCUUAUAAAACUAAAACUCCCAUGUUGCCAUAGCAUCUGUGGCAAUUAAAGUAUCAAACUACAUUAAUUCUUCAGUGUAGAUGCACCCACAAUAAUUUUAAUAAUAAAAAAUAUCCAACCUGUUUUCCAUUACAAUUCCAAAUGAGCAUGUUCAUUUUCCAUGGUAGUCAGAUUUUUUUGUUACAUUUCUUUUUUAUUUGGAGAACUCAUCUAGUUGAGUACAUGUUGAUCUCCUUUGCUAACUCCAUGUUAUCUGAUGUAUUUUGAUGUACUGUAUUCAUUUUACAGUGUUUCUUUUAAAAGUAUAACUUUGUCUGAAUGCAUGCAUUCAGUGAACUAGUAUUACUGUGACAACACAUUCUGUUUACUAAAGUAAUCUAAAAUAGUAAAUAACUGGAUUGGUUGGUUAGAAUAGCAUCAGCAUGGGUCACACUCGUUUAUGCCGUAAAUAUGCCGUUUCAAUCUGGAAUUAUAUUUUUACAUUUGAGUUACUCUUUCAAAACCUUUCAUUGUGUUUUGGGGCAAUUAUGUACAUUUCUACCGAGAAGUAAGUCCUAUUGGUAUAUUGAGCUUACUCCCAAUAUAUCAUGGAGGUUUACACUACAUUUCUUUCCAGUUGCCUGGGAAUAAUUUGACACGUUUGAUAUUGCACACAUAAAAAUAUAGCUUCCUUUAACCACCUUUUAACAUUAGUUUCAUUUUAUAUGCUUGGGCUUUUAGGAAGUGGGGACUUUAAUUUAAAUCAGUGUAUAGUACUUGAAGGCACAUAUAGAAACAUAGUAUGUUUCAUUGUAGAUGCAGUGGAAUAUGUACAAACCUUUCUCAGAUAGUUACAAACAUAAAAUGAAUCGCUGGAAGAUACUAUUUUAAAAACAAAUUCAAGGGUCAACUACUGCUUUUUCAGCUACUCUGACAAUCAGUAUUAUUCUUUAAUAUCAUUUUAUUGAGGUAAAUUGAUUUUUUAAUGCUUCCCUAGUACAGCUCUAUUAUUCUUGCUAUGCUACAUCUCUUAUCCAAGUAGUAAGGUUUAAACCAACUGAGCACCAUUCAAUUCAGUAUAACCUAAGCAGCUCACAAUCACUGAAUUUUGGAUUGGGCUAGAGAAAAAUGUGCUUGAUGGGUGGAAUUAAUAUAUAUUACCAGUUGAUCACACUAUGGAAACACUCUCAUUAUGAUGAACUUUUUGGCUUCCAUCUGUGAUUUAAAAAUAAAAGUAGGAACUGUUAUGAGAUUUCUCAAGACAGUAUAAUUGUUGAGAAUCAAAUUUAUGUUUUAAGACGUAAGGAAUUAAAACUAUAACUGUUCUGCAGCAAACCUAUUCAGUGACUGAAGGCCAUUUGUUUUACAUUUUUUACUGAGACAUUAGUUCUUGAACUUCACAACUGAUUCCUAUCAUUUUGAGAGACAUUUUCUAAACAUCAGCAUGUUUAUAUUCCAGUUGGAAAUUCAGAACUAAGUACCCUGAUUUCAGGGAAAUCCACUUUAAAGGAGCGCUUUGAGAGAUUUCAAUCUUUGGGUGCAUUUGUUUCUAGUUAAAAGUGAUGCAAAUCCUAUUAAGUUUUAAGAGGGCAGAACACCCCAACAUAUACAAGUUGAAUAAUUAAACUUUAAUCAUUGGAUCUAGAUUUGACAUUUAAAGGAGCCUUUCUUAUCAAAGGGACAUAGGUGUGUGGUGACCAACACAAGGUCCAUUGACGGUAAUGAUGUAGUCUGUAACAAGUACAAGUAAUUUGAGAUGAUAUAGCUAAGAUGCUAUAUAAUUACAAUUGGUCAGGCUUUUUUUUAACUAAAUGCAGCAAUUACUAAAAACUUGUAACAAUAAUUAAUGGUCUGAGUAACAUUUUCAAGCACUGUCUUGGACAUAUCACCGUUUCAUGUUGUAAUUUAUAUGUUUUAGACUGUAGACAAUUUUAAUAUUUUUAACCUAAAUUGGUUUCAUACCCCUCCUUCUUAGAUAAGUCAAUCCAGGCAUGUUGGGGUUGUACUUCUUGACAUAUUAAACGGUAAACAAUGCAAUAUUUCUUUUAUGUUCUGAAAAGGAAUGGUUUUUCAUGGUAUUCCAUAAAGAUACUAUCUGGUAGUUUUAUUGUGCUCUCUCGCUCUCUCUCUCUCUACACACACACACACACAUAUUUGAUUCUCAUAGUUAAAAGAUGUAUUGUAGUCUCACCAUAAUAUGAAUUAUUUUACUUCUGAAAAAGCAGUGAAUUUAAAUAAUGAGGCAGCAUUAGCAAUCAAAUAAAAGGAAUAUGGUAUAGACAAAGGACAGUAUGAAAGCAUAUUAAUUAGAAAUACUAUCAAUUCACAGCAGGUUCAUCCAUGAUAAACCUACUCCACAAUCCAGAUUGCUAAGCGCAUAAAUGGAGGAAGGUUGUGAUUUUCUUUUCUAACUGUUGCAGUUUACCUGUUAAAUAUUAGAAUGGUGGAAAAAGGCACAGGAGUGUGUUUAUGUGACACUAUAUAUUUCAUAGGGUUUUCAAAGGGAACUAAUAUUCCUUGGUGGCUAUGCCAAACUGUACUACUGAAAUAAUUGUCUGCAGCAUCUAGCAUUUGCUGAGUUUCCCGUUCAAGUAGUUACCAGGGCUGAUGCUGCUUAGCUUCCAAGAUCAAGUGGAUUCCAGUGCCUUUAGAGUAUUUGGUCCUUAAAAGCUACAUUGCAAUUGGUAGCCCAGAAAAGGUCAGCUCCAUAUUCAGAAUUUAGGAUUAUGCCUUUACAUGCUUUCAGAUAUGAUUUUUCAGAAAGCAUAACGAGCCCUUAAAUGCAAAGAAAUGUGAAUAAUGCACUUGUCUUACAAACACAUUAGAUACAUUAGGCCUUUGGUAAGGUUAUGAGCCAGCAUGGUUUAGUGGUUUGAUCACUGGAUUAGAAUUCUGGAGAAUAAUUCAAAUCCUCGCUCAAUCGAGAAAAUACACUGGAUGACAAUGGGCAAGUCACACUCACUUCAUCUCAGAAAACCUUGUGAUAGCUUUGUUUUAGGAUUGCAUUCAACUGGAAAUAAUCUGAAGGAAUAUAAGAACAUUUUUUGAAAAAAUCCCCAUAAGUGCCACUGAAUGCAGUAGAACAUCCGAGAACAUAUGGAUAAGAUUACUUGCAGUAUUGCUGUUUUUCCUAUAACUUGUUAUUUUAAUUUUUUUACUUGAAAUUCCUAGCUGUGGGAAACCCGAGAGAGGUAUGUUUGCAGACAGAAACAGCUGAGUUUUAAUACCUAUACCAAUGGCUUUAAUAUAGGGGAAAGGGAUGAGAAGGAGGGUGACAACAGUGAAGAUGGUGCUGCUGGGUUUUUUAAGGCAAUCAUAAUGCCCACUGAAUGUAUUUUCUAUUGGCCUUAGGUCUGUUUUACCAGCUACAUUUCUGUUGAAGUAUAUUGUUAUUCUGAAAUGUUUUAAUGCUUUUUUGAAUUAAAUUAUGUUUCUAUAACCUUG
Molecule: messenger RNA, 6395 nt
Organism: Anolis carolinensis (green anole)
Lineage: Eukaryota; Metazoa; Chordata; Lepidosauria; Squamata; Anolidae
Gene: ptgr3
Product: prostaglandin reductase 3
Exons: 2
Coding region: 821-2020 (399 amino acids)
Cellular component (GO): mitochondrion
Molecular function (GO): zinc ion binding
Source: RefSeq, a predicted model, not a curated record